UUCUGUGCUAGAGGCUAUCACCGAGGGUUGUAGGCAUCCAAAGGAGGGGCGCCUACACCCAGCUUGGACAGCAGGUGAGUCAAAGAGGACGUGCUUGUAGGAGGCUGAGGUGGAGGCAUCCAGGCUGCUGAGAAGAGAAGAACAUCAGAGGCAGAGGAAGCAGGAAGAAUACCACAUGGCCAGGGGAGCAGGCAUGGUGUGCUCCAGGGAAGGAAGGGACUAAGCAUGGAUGGAGACAAGGGAGGCAGAUCUGUAAAGGGACAAAGGAACCACAUCAGGGAGAGUCUUGAUGAAGAACUUAGAUUUUAUUCUGUAGGCACUGGAGAGCUCCUGCAGGAUUUCACACAGAGGAGAGACUGGGUCAGAGUUUCAUUGUAAAAAUAGACCCCUCUGGCAGUAAAGUAGAUAUUGGAGAGGAAUAAUAUAGCUGGCAGGAAGACCAGUUGGGACACCGUUGUACUUUAAAGAGUGGAACGAGCCUGGGGUGUGGAGGCAGAGAGACCUCCAUCUAUAUCACCUUUGUGUAACAGGCUAUUUAUUAAAUGUCUCUAAGCCUCUGUCUUCUCAUCUGAAAACAGGGACUCCCCAUUCCUCCCUCUUGAAUGGAUGGUGUUCAGUAUUAUGUAUGAUGAGAACUUGAGAAGCCAACUGAGGCCAACCAAGUUUCAGAACCUUUACUGCCUCACACCAGCGUCAGCAGGGAUGAACUGUUUUUGCCAGAUAAUCCUCUGUUCCUGACAGCACAUCUCUCCCCAGAAGAGAAGCGAGGGAGGUGCCACCUUGAUCCAGCUGAAGCAUUUCCAGGAAGCUUCUCUCUGGAUGCCACGUCGAGGCUGCCCUGCCGUAGCACAGAGCUGGUGAUUGCCGAGUGUGUGGACAUGGCUUUGCUCAGCAACAUCCUGGCGGCCUAUUCCUUUGUCUCAGAAAACCCCGAGCGCGCAGCUCUGUACUUUGUCUCCGGCGUGUGCAUCGGGCUGGUGCUCACUCUGGCCGCCUUGGUGAUGAGGAUCUCUUGCCACACAGACUGCCGGCAGCGUCCCCGGAAGAAGUUCCUGCAGGACCGAGACAGCAGCAGCGACAGCAGCGACAGCGACGACGGCAGCUCGGACACGGCGUCUGACAUCUCCGUCAGGAGACACCGCCGCUUCGAGAGGACUUUGAACAAGAACGUGUUCACCUCGGCCGAGGAGCUGGAGCGCGCCCAGCGACUGGAGGAGCGGGAACGCAUCAUCAGGGAGAUCUGGAUGAAUGGCCAGCCCGAGGUGCCCGGGACCAGGAGCCUGAACCGCUACUACUAGGAGCGGGAACGGAUGCCCGCGUCUCUGGAAGCCGCUGCGGAGGACCAGGGUCCGCCGGCAGGGUGGGCACAGGGCUGAAUGCAGUUCUGCUUAAGCCCUGGGGGCAGAGAUAAGCAGGACACGCCCAUUUCCCAGACAGGAGGACUCAUCUUUCCUUUUCGAUUAAAUUCAUGGAGAAGUAGAAAACCCAAGUCAGUUCAUCAACCUUUCCAGGUCUUGGAACGGUGCUGAAAACCCUCUCCAACAAUGUGGGUGGAGAUUAGAGAAACGGGACUGUGGUUUCUCUUGAUUUCUGAGGAUCUCAGAAGUUUCUGCAGACUUCAUUGCUUUGUGUUAUUCCUUUACAAAAGGAAGAUUUUCAUGGCAUGAAGGCUAGGAAUAGCAGGGUGAACUUAACCCAGUAAAUGCAAUUUUCUAAACGACCCCAUGCUAUGGAGGUGAUUCUCAUCCAGAUAGCAUGAUUUAUGCUUAUUAUUUAAGGCUGAUUUUUAAAAAUCUCGUGUUGCAAUGGCAACCUUGUCCAUUUUAACUGGCACCUCAGGGAUUAAAAUCCUAUUUUUUAGUAUAGCUCCCACCUCAUUCAUGAAGAUGGAUAGAAUUAAUGUAUUAUGGGAGAUGUGUCAGUGAACUAGAAAAUAUCAAUAACCUCAAAGGAUGAAGGGUUUUAUUUUAAAUAGUUUAUAAAAUAUAUAUUAACAUGCAUAUUUGAAGAUGCUGCAUAAGAAUAAAAGAUGUGUCUCCCCCUGCCUCCCGCCCCUUUGGAGGACAGAAAUUUUGUUAUAAAUCUAGAUACUCAUGAUUUGAAACAUUUUGUUAAAAAAACAAGUUUGAAUUUCCAAGAAAAGAAUGGGAAUGGGAGAUGAGGAAUAAAGCCAAAAUUAGGAUGAGAUAAAAAAAAAUAAUAAAUACUACAUAAAAUCUU
Leopardus geoffroyi (Geoffroy's cat) is the source of this 2220-nucleotide messenger RNA. RefSeq names its product eva-1 homolog A, regulator of programmed cell death (gene EVA1A). Bases 879 to 1298 code for a protein of 139 amino acids. Lineage: Eukaryota; Metazoa; Chordata; Mammalia; Carnivora; Felidae. The transcript has 4 exons. The record is from RefSeq and is a predicted model, not a curated record.